Messenger RNA from Rasamsonia emersonii CBS 393.64, 1386 nucleotides. RefSeq names its product Proteasome regulatory particle subunit Rpt2. Bases 1 to 1386 code for a protein of 461 amino acids. Gene Ontology annotation, molecular function: ATP hydrolysis activity; proteasome-activating activity; ATP binding. The record is from RefSeq and is a predicted model, not a curated record. Lineage: Eukaryota; Fungi; Ascomycota; Eurotiomycetes; Eurotiales; Trichocomaceae. Gene Ontology annotation, biological process: proteasome-mediated ubiquitin-dependent protein catabolic process. Gene Ontology annotation, cellular component: proteasome regulatory particle, base subcomplex. The transcript has 4 exons.
AUGGGUAAUCAACAAUCCAGUUUCGGUGGUGCUGGAGGGGGCGAUGGAAGAGACGAGAAGAGCAAAAAGGACAAGCCCAAGUACGAGCCGCCGCCCCAGCCGACCACUCGUGUCGGACGCAAGAAGCGCAAGGCCGCUGGCCCCAAUGCAGCACAGAAGCUCCCUACCAUCGUCCCGAAUUCGCGAUGUAAAUUACGAUAUUUACGAAUGCAGCGAAUCCACGACCAUCUGCUUCUCGAGGAGGAGUAUGUCGAGAACCAGGAACGUAUCCGGAAGGCGAAGGCUCAGGCGAGCCAGGCACCCUCUGCGACCGGUGAGCUGGACGCCCUGGACAGAAACGCGGAUGAGAGGAGUCGAGUAGACGACAUGAGAGGCAGCCCGAUGGGCGUCGGGAAUCUGGAGGAAAUGAUCGAUGAUGACCACGCCAUCGUGUCCAGCGCUACGGGCCCCGAGUACUACGUCUCGAUCAUGUCCUUCGUGGACAAGGAUCUGCUGGAGCCAGGAGCCAGCGUCCUUCUCCACCACAAGUCUGUGUCGGUGGUCGGCGUGUUGACCGAUGACACAGACCCCUUGGUAUCAGUGAUGAAGCUCGAUAAGGCGCCCACAGAGUCCUACGCGGAUAUCGGAGGCCUGGAGUCACAGAUCCAGGAGGUCCGAGAGGCGGUCGAGCUGCCGUUGCUGCAUCCCGAGUUGUACGAGGAGAUGGGAAUCAAACCGCCGAAGGGUGUCAUCCUGUACGGCAGUCCGGGAACGGGCAAGACGCUUCUUGCCAAGGCGGUGGCCAACCAGACGAGUGCUACCUUCCUUCGCAUCGUGGGUAGUGAGCUGAUCCAGAAAUACCUGGGUGACGGUCCUCGGUUGGUGCGGCAGAUCUUCCAGGUCGCCGCCGAGCACGCACCGUCGAUCGUGUUCAUCGACGAAAUCGACGCGAUCGGAACCAAGCGGUACGACUCGACAUCUGGUGGUGAGCGAGAGAUCCAGCGGACGAUGUUGGAGCUUCUGAACCAGCUGGAUGGUUUCGACGACCGUGGCGACGUCAAGGUUAUCAUGGCGACCAACAAGAUUGAGAGUCUGGACCCGGCGCUGAUCCGUCCUGGACGGAUUGACCGGAAGAUUCUCUUUGAAAAUCCUGAUCAAAACACGAAGAAGAAGAUUUUCACGCUGCACACGUCGAAGAUGUCACUCAGCGACGACGUGGACCUGGACGAGUUCAUCAACCAGAAGGACGACCUGUCGGGGGCGGACAUCAAGGCGAUCUGUUCGGAGGCGGGUCUGAUGGCACUGCGCGAGCGGCGGAUGCGGGUGCAGAUGGACGAUUUCCGGGCGGCGAGAGAACGAGUGCUGAAGACGAAGAACGAGAGCGAGCCUGAAGGGUUGUAUCUGUAG